GGAGACUAAUCUUGACGUGAACUAGUUAGCAGAGUACAAAAUAUGACGCCUAUCUUGUUUUUAGUUUUGUUUCGACAUAAUUUUGCCAUGAACUACGUUUGUUUGUAUGAAGUUAACUGUGAAGACAUGUCCGAUCACCAGUCCACAAGACACAUUAGGUCGAUACCUGUUGUGGCUGCUAUAUCCAGUUCAUUAUUGUGGCUUCUAGUUACGACAAAGAUCCGUCUGGUCGCUGCUUAUGUUCAUGAAUAUGGUACCAACAUCAAGUUGGCCAGUAGUAAAGGGGUUACGGCUGUAACUACUGCCACAUGGAUUCAAUUCACGUUGACAAGGACUAUUUACAAUGUUUGGGUUAUAGGCAAAGAGGUAAAACCACUUCUUUUCAAACAAGAAUAAACAUGAACAUGUUUUUUGUGUAUGUGUAUCAGUGCAUAUAUUUAUAUAUGAUUAUUCGAAAACUUGAAUAUUUACUAUGAUAUAUUCUUCUUUUAUUUAAUUUUUAUUUUUGAUUUGUAGAGUACUUCUUGGUGCAAAUAUGUUAUAUUGUCUUUUUUACACAAGUUUUGAAAAUAGGAAACCGAUAUACAUAAAAGGAAAAAUUAGGUCUUUCUCGGUUGUAGCUUGCUUUCUCGCUCCAUCUCCCUUCUUAUACUAUUAAGAGAUUUUUGAUUUGUAGAGUUAAUUAAUCACAAGUAGCUAUGCAUUGGAGAAGCCUUCCGGGGGAUUUGGUUGAGGAUAUACUCUCUAGGGUUUCUGCUAUACCUUUGGUACGACUCCGAGAAACAUCGAAACAAUGGAACACUAAAUUGAAAAGUGGGAACUUCGCUAAGAUGCACGCUGCUCAUGCACCAAAGGAGGAGUCUCUGAUGAUCACGUUGAUUGAUCAUAGGGUUUGCUUAGUAAAGAUCAACGUCCAUGAUCCAUCUGUUAAGGUUGCACCUCAUGCAUUAUACCUGAAAGAUCCUCUUUCUGAUUCUUCCAAGGAAGUCGACAUAAGUAACGUUUUUCACUGCGAUGGCUUAUUGUUAUGCACCACAAAGGACAAGAGACUCGUGGUUUGGAAUCCAUGUUCAGGGGAAACCAAGUGGGUUAAACCUAGAGACAGCUACAAGAAAACCGACUACUAUGCUCUCGGUUAUGACAACAAAUCCUCCAGCAAGCAAUACAAAAUCUUGAGGUUGGAUCGUCAAGAUAGACCAAAUAAGAACGUGUACGAGAUUUAUGACUUCACCUCUAAUUCGUGGCGUGUUCUUGGUGUGGCUACUGAUUGGUUUUUAGCAAAAUAUCGUGGUGGCAUAUCUGUGAAGGGAAAUACUUAUUGGGUUGCUACUCAAGCAGCAGAGAAGCCAUACCAUGAUUUCAUACUAAGCUUUGAUUUUUCAACCGAGAUGUUCCAAAAUCUGUCUCUUCCUCAUCCUUUUCCGUAUGGUAUAUCGUCUUUAUCAGUGGUGAGAGAAGAGCAACUUUGUCUCUUAGGUGCUAAACGUCACAUGCUUUAUAUGGAUGAUGGUGCAAGUUUUUCAGAUUUACAAGUAUGGGUGAUAACUAGUACUGGAUCAUGGAACAAGUUCCUAGCAUUGUAUAAUACAACUAGUUAUCCGUUUUCUAAGGGGAUGAGUUUUUUGGCAGACGAGCAGAACCAAGUUGUAGUGUUUUUAAACACCAAAAGCAUUUUACACGUUAUGCGACAAAAUAAACACAUACUAGAGAAACAUCUUGGUGGAAAAUCCUCUGUUCUUCUGAAUUAUGUACCAAGUUUGGCUCAAAUUCAAGAAGCUACACUUCCUGGAGGACGCAAAAGGAAAGCACCAAGCACGUGAAAGGGUAUUUGUGACACGAAUCUAUCCAAUUGUCUUUUUUUUUUCCUUGUGUGUGUGUUUUUCUAAAUGAAUUUAAGGUUUAAGAUUAAGAGCAAUAUUGCAACUAACAUUAUAUAAAAGCUUUUGCGUAGACUGUCAUUAGUAUGUUUCUUGUAAGAGAUAGAGGUACAAUGCCACGAGUUAAAGAAAGAAAACGAUGAUUUCAAGACCGUUAACCAAGUUAUAGUGAACAAAAACAUCAAUAACGAAGAGAGACCGGGCAAAACCUGCAGAUGAAGUAAACCGGAUUGAUCCAAUCAAAUAUAAAUCUAUUUACUUAUAUAAAAGUUGGCAGGAGAUGAAGAUUCGCCUGACUAAAAAACACGUCAAUUUUUAGGGGAAAUAUUGGAUAGACAUAUAUAAUUAUUAUAGAU
Brassica napus (rape) is the source of this 2233-nucleotide messenger RNA. Its product is annotated as putative F-box protein At3g23260. Lineage: Eukaryota; Viridiplantae; Streptophyta; Magnoliopsida; Brassicales; Brassicaceae. The transcript has a single exon. The record is from RefSeq and is a predicted model, not a curated record. Gene Ontology annotation, molecular function: protein binding. The coding region runs from base 699 to 1820 and encodes 373 amino acids.